Molecule: messenger RNA, 2107 nt
Organism: Syngnathus acus (greater pipefish)
Lineage: Eukaryota; Metazoa; Chordata; Actinopteri; Syngnathiformes; Syngnathidae
Gene: acsf3
Product: acyl-CoA synthetase family member 3
Exons: 10
Coding region: 253-2010 (585 amino acids)
Biological process (GO): fatty acid metabolic process
Molecular function (GO): medium-chain fatty acid-CoA ligase activity
Source: RefSeq, a predicted model, not a curated record
UUUCCUACCGGCAUUAUUAUUGAUUGCACCGUCCUUCACAAUGAGGAUACCGGCUUCUGGUUGCAGAGGACACUUUGUCAAUAUUGACCCAUGAGGAAAUUGUGCACCAACUUCAGUUGCAGAGGACACUUUGUCAAUAUCGACCCAUGAGGAAAUUGUGCACCAACUUCUGGUUCCUUUUGAAUCACAUCUUUGAGAUGUCAACCAUGGUGAUGAUUAAAGUGGGACCGUUCUGAGCGAGCUAACGCAACCAUGUUGUCAAGAUGUGUCGUUGCACGCUUCUCUCUGAAGUGGAGGUGUUACUGGGAAUCCAGUGUUGACCUGAAUUGUUGGUCUUCCCAUCCAAGGCGAUGGUUUUUAGUAAAUGCGGUCCAGAGGAGAGCUCAUACCCCGACGAGAGCUCCCUCGUCGAGAAUCACCCGGAAGCCGGCGUUUGCUCGAGCUCCAGCAUUUGGAGAGCGAACGGCCGUGAUGGACUCGAGCGGCAGCCACAGCUACAAGCAGCUGUACGCUAGCAGCUUGGGCCUUGCGGGAAGAAUCAACGCCGCGCUACACUCUGACUUGGGAUGCCUGGAAGGUCGACCCAUCUCCUUCCUGUGUGCUAAUGAUGCUUCUUAUACGGUGGCCCAGUGGGCCAUUUGGAUGAGCGGUGGGACGGCGGUUCCGCUCUACAAAAAACACCCAGCAUCAGAACUAGAGUACAUCAUAAGAGACUCCCAUAGUGCUCUGUUGGUGGCCGGGCAGCCCUUUGCUGAAAUCUCGGAACCCCUGGCACAGAGACUGUCGCUGCCUUACCUCACACUUCCCCCCACUUCCAAACUCGACACUUUAAACAGCAACGACGGCCAAGAUGUGGACGCGGCCAGCACGGACUGGACUGAGCGGCCGGCCAUGAUCAUCUACACUAGUGGUACGACCGGGAGGCCCAAGGGCGUUCUUCACACGCACGGCAGCAUUCAAGCCAUGGUGCGGUGUCUGGUGUCGGAGUGGGCGUGGUCCCGCGAUGACGUCAUCCUCCACACGCUGCCGCUCCACCACGUGCACGGCAUCGUAAACAAGCUGCUGUGUCCUCUUUGGGUCGGCGCCACUUGCGUCAUGCUGCCUGAUUUCCAUCCCCAAAAGGUAUGGGAGAUGCUGCUGAGCUCCAAAGCUCCAGCGGUUACGGUUUUCAUGGCCGUGCCAACCAUCUACUCCAAACUCAUCCACUAUUACGACCAGCACUUGACUCAGCCCCACGUCAAGGACUUUGUCAGAGCAGUGUGCAAAGAAAAAAUCAGACUGAUGGUCUCCGGCUCUGCUGCUCUCCCGCUGCCCACUCUGCAACGCUGGCAGGAAAUCACGGGGCACACGCUGCUGGAGCGCUACGGCAUGACGGAGAUCGGCAUGGCGCUGUCCAAUCCUCUGAAGGGCCCGCGCGUCCCAGGAGCUGUUGGCUCGCCGCUGCCUGGUGUGGAAGUGCGCAUUGUCAUGGAAAACAUGAACAACACCAUCAUUGUGGAGGGAAACCACAGGGAGAACCAGCUACGGCCAGGUCUGGAAGGGAAGGAAGGGGAACUGCUCGUCCGAGGUCCAUCUGUCUUUAAGGAGUAUUGGAACAAACCUCAAGACACCAUCGCCUCUUUUGCAGAUGACGGCUGGUUCAAAACUGGCGACACGGCAGUAUUCAAAGAUGGCGUCUAUUGGAUCAUGGGCCGCACCAGCGUGGACAUCAUCAAGAGCGGCGGCUAUAAGAUCAGCGCCCUCGAAGUGGAGCGCCACCUGCUGGCUCAUCCAGACAUCAUGGACGUGGCUGUGCUGGGCGCACCGGACGAUACGUGGGGACAAAAGGUCACCGCCGUGGUUCAGCUGAAGGAAGGUCACAAUCUGACCUUGCCGGAUUUGAAGACGUGGGCAAGAGAACGCAUGGCGUCCUCCGCCGUCCCCACCGGCCUGCUUGUGGUGGAGCAGAUACCGAGGAACCAAAUGGGCAAGGUCAACAAGAAGGACCUCCUCAGACACUUCUUCCCGUAAAUUCAGCACUCCAUUUUAAAGCACGUGAACAUCUUCCAAAAAUCAUCUGGUUGUGAUUUUUCUUUCCCCUCGAAAUAAAACGAGAGUGUUGAAAUUU